GGCCUGCCCCCCGGCCGGAUCCGAAAUCGACCUAGUGAGUCCCUCGCGGGCGAACCAGGCCACAACAGAUAGUAGGCGGGUGGUGUCCCAAGGUGCAACUCACCGCCGCGCUGGCUCAGCGUGGCGGUGAGGAUGCACAGACGGUGGUAGUGGCGAGAGGUGUGUAUGGACACUGUUCCCGCGGCAGUAAUGCAAAGCGGCAAACUGCACCUGGCAACCACCGUCGCGGAAAGCGUGGCCCACGAAGCUGGAGGAGUAGAGAGAUUCGUAAACACCACGUUGGUAAGCACCGCUCGGGGGAGAAGGGAGACAACCGCCGGCACCGCGGGGAGGGAGUGCUGCACCCUCCUCGUCAAAACACCACAGGCAAGAACCGAGUUCUGCAGAGAUGGAUUGAUGCGAGGAAACUCGCCGCUCGGAAGAUCCGGAAGAAAGCACACCCGCAACGCGAGGUGGACCGAGAGAGACACGAGACCGCAGCGGCCGUCAAGGCGGCUGCGAAGAAGAAAGCACGAAAGGGCGACCUAUCCUUCGGCACGUUCAACGACGGUGGAGUGCAUUAGUACGAGGCUGAUGAAGGUGCAACUACAAAUUGGCCGCACCUGCGGAGUAACUUUCGUGAUGGGGUACGCCCCCACGGAAACUGUCCGCACCACCGCGGGCGGUGAUGUUAACGCCAAGGACUCCUUCUGGACUGCUCUCGACGCAGCGAUCCGGGAGGUUCACAGCCGUGACCAUCUCGUGGUGCUAAUGGACGCCAACGCACGCACUGGUAGGAGGCGAGACGGGUGCUGCGAUGCCAAGAUUAUGGGCGCGUACGGACGCGACAUUAUGAACAACAACGGGGAACGACUUCUCGGACUGGCAGCAGACACCCAACUCUCCCUAACCAACACCUACUUCCGUACACCGAAAGGUGGAGUGCAGCACACAUUCCAGAGCUCCAACAAGGGAAAGGAGAAGUACCGCCUCGACUUCAUCCUCAUGCGUCAGGCGGACCGGCGUUUCGUGCGCAAUGUCUCCGUCAAACGUGUCGACUUCAAAGACUCCGACCACAACCUCGUGCUUACGACUGUCCGCCUCCCCCCCCGUGUCGCACCCAACCGACGAGCGCGGGGGAACAGCGGAAGCAGCCGGAUCCGUAUCGACCUCGAGCGGUUGAGGAAGGACAAACACCUACGGGUCGCCUUCCAAAACAGGGCCUCCAGCCGCCCUCCGCCCACGGCGCUCAGGCGGCCAACGGGAGAGACCGCCGCCGAGCUGACGGCUACGGUGAUGUCGGCCGCUGCUGAGACCGCGCGUCUGGCAAGGUGCGCACGAGGGCAGAGAGGCUGGUACACGAGCGAGGCGCAGCACGAGAUCUCCGAAGCGUCUAAGGAGAUAAAGGCGGCCCAGCAGCAACUGCGUGGGGCCUCAAAGAACAGCGCCUUCGAGGCGACCCUGAAGGCGAUGCUCAAGGCGGCGCGGAAGAAGCGCAGCAUCGCGACGUGGAGAGCACUGGAAACGUUCUUAGAGGGCUAUGUACGGAAGCUCGAGAAGAAGUGCCGCGAGGUGGAUCAGGCGGGUUUCUACAGGCACCUGAAGAUGAUCGACGACGGCAAGGUCCUUCGGAACCCCACGUUUAUUCGCCAACGGUGGGCACGGUGGUUCCACAAGCUUCUCAACACCAAGUCGCCGACCAUCGACCUGCAUGCGGCUGACAAGGUCAAGCGGUGGCCCACGUGCGUGCCACUCGACGACAUCCCAUCUCUACUUGAGGUUGAGGAAGCGGUACGGGAAAUGACUAACAGAAAGGCCGUCGGGCCGGACGACCUACAGGCUGAGCUUAUCAAGCUUUUACUGGACGCAGAUCAAGGUCUCCUCCGCGAAUUCCACGCCAUUGUCGUGGACGUGUGGCAGACUGGGGACGUACCACAGCAGUGGAAGGAUGCCACCAUCAAAGUGCUGUUCAAGAAGGGGGACACGAUGGAGUGCGGCAACUACCGGGGCAUCUCGCUCGUCGCACACGCCGGCAAGGUGCUGCUUAAGGUCGUCGCUACACGACUGAGCCACUACUGCGAGCGAGAGGGCAUCCUCCCGGAGGAGCAGAGCGGUUUCCGCCCACACCGGUCGACGCUCGACAUGCUGUUCGCCAUCCAGCGGCUCCAUGAGCUCGCGAGGAAGAAGAGUACUGCGGUGUUCGCGUGCUUCGUCGACCUCACCAAGGCAUACGAUUCGGUGGACCGAGAUCUACUGUGGGACGUGCUCGGACGCUUCGGCGUGCCCCCGAAGAUGCUGGUGGUCAUUGGCCACUUCCACGAGGGCAUGAGGGCGCGCGUCCGACCGGACGACGGGCAGUACUCGGAAUGGUUCGACGUGGGCCAAGGCCUCCGACAGGGAUGCAACCUGGCCCCGCUGCUGUUCAACUUGUUCUUUGCCGCGAUGCUCAUGGUCGCCGUGGCCGAGUUCGACAAGGACCCCAAGGUGACGGCGGACAUGGUCAAGAUCGGGACACAAGUGGAGUACACGGGCAAGAAGGGCAGGUCGGCGAGGAGGAAGACGACGGUGGUGACGGACGCGGAGGCCUUGUGGGCCAUGCUCUACGCUGACGACGCGGCCAUCGUCUCGCGCUCGCCGGAGAGUCUCGAGAAGAUGAUGUCGGUCAUCGUGCGCGUGGCCGGCCUGUUCGGACUGAUGGUAUCGGAGCCAAAGACGGAGAUCAUGUGCAUGCUGCCGAAAGGGAUCGAGGAAAGCCCGUUCACGGUCAGCGCCGCCGGCCAGACGUACAAGCAGACAGAUCGGUUUGUGUACCUCGGACGUACCAUCUCCGCGGACGGGAAGGCCGACCGGGAGAUCACGAGCCGCAGCUGCCGAGCGUGGAAGUGCUACCGCCGGAACAGUGCUUCGAUGUACGACAGGCGACGGGCCAACCGCCAGCUCAAGAUCCGGCUUCUCCAGGCUGAAGUGGUGGAGACUCUCCUGUAUGGGUGCGCCUCGUGGAGCCUAACAGCGGAGCACUACACGAAGCUCAAUGGGACCCACCGCCAGUUCCUUACACGGUGCAUCGGCUGGAGCAAGCGGAAACGCUCAGACCGCCCCCUGUCCUAUGCCCAGGCCCUCAUCCAGGCCGGCUGCGAGGAAACCAUCGAGGCCACCGUGCGCAAACGGAGACUGUGUUUCGCGGGCUUUGUUAUGCGCAUGGAGGACAGCUGCCUCCCCAAGCGCAUCCUGUUAGGAGCGAUGGCGGGGGGCGUGGGAUACCGGGGCGGGCAGGAGAGCGACUGGGUGUCUCGUCUAGGAGAGGACCUCGUGGCCUUCAACAUGGGAGACGAAAAGGAAGGGGGGAAAUGGGAAAAAGAGUGCCAACGACCCGGAGGUGUGGUACAACAAGGUCGAGGACGGGGCGGCAUGGUUCAUGAGGAAAUGGCACAGGCAGGAGGCGGAAGCGUCCGCGAAGCGCCAGCGCGCGCGGGAAGCAGAAGCAGAGAGUACGACCAUCUCAGGACCGAAGAGAAAGAGAACCGGGGAAGCGGCGGUGGGGGGGAAGAAACGGCGAACGGGCACUGCUGUAGAAGCGAGUAGGGCGGCCGAGGCAGCACUUGUGGCGAACUAUGUACCCGGCUGAUGUUGUUGCGCCCUGUUUCCCUCCCUGCUGUAUGCUAUACACCUUUAUGUAUGUCCUUUUCAUUGCCUUCGGCCUCUGUGCUGUGUUUCUUUUUUUCAUGACCUCCCUGCCUACUCUGCUGUGUUGGGUUCCUUGAUUUCGCUUGGCUGUUGCCUUUGUUUUUGUACGUCUGGCUGUCUGCCCAUCUGCCGCCUCUUUGUCCUGUUUGCUCUGAUACUCUCAUGCCCUGGUGCGUAGUGCCUGGUGCUGGUACGUUACCCGUUGGCUUUUUCUUUGGGCGGGUGUGGGAAGCGUCCUGCUUUAUUUUUGUUUGUGUUUUAUUUUGAUCGGUUUCCGAGGGCUCUUUUCUCGAAGGGUCGGUGCGAUACCUGUUCUUUUCUUUCUAUUAUUUUGUUUCUUUUUCCGAGUGGUUUGUACCCUAUUUUUGUUUUGUUUCCUCGUGGCCUCGUAUGUGCCGGGUUUCGAGACCAAGGGCUCCCCAUUUUUUGUGGACUAUAAAGCUGAUGUGAGAAACAACAACAACAAACUUGAAGCCGCUUAAAUCUGAAAAAUUUCACCGGCACGGAGUUUCCAGGAAACGUUCUUAUCUCAAAAUCUUUUCCAUGGACCAUAAAACCGGAAAAUUUGGAGCCCCAGUCCGAAACUGUGUAGAAACUAAUAUAUACCUGAAUACCUGUACGGUGAAAAGCUACCGCUGUAGAAGGUUGCCGUGCAUGGGCUGCUCCUACCCAAGAAAUAUUCCGAGAAAUGGUAUUCCGAUAUGGAGACCAUCAGAUUCGACCAAAGGGCACUACUGACAGAUGUUCUCCUGUUACAAUCUACUGGGUGAGUGACGUGGGCACUGCCUGUAGGAUUGCUUCUUUUGGUCGACAGGCAACAACAUAUUCGCCUGAUUGAGAGCGUAGCAUCUGAUUGAGAGCGAGAUUGCGCGAUACGCUGUAGCCGGACUACCACUGAGAGGUGGAGCUUGCUGUGUAGCUUGAAUUGAAGGGCUAGCCCGUAGCUUCAAGCCGCUACCCUGGUCAUCCUGUGGGAGUCUCUCGUUGUGGAGCUACAGCGGGGAGCAGAAGCUACAGCAGAGCCCACCGCCCGACGCGAUACCGCCCUGAAACAGUUUGAGCAGAAAUAGCCAAUCUGGGCAAAUCUAGCAACUUGUCUAGCUCCUCGCUGCAGCAUCCGAUGACGAUGACACGCAUAUGCUCGCGAAGCUGCUGAUGAGACCUUCAAUUUGCACCGCUUCUUGGAAUAGCCCGUCCCCUACUUGCCAAGAAAUGGCAAGAGGCGUCUGGACCCGAAAUUUCAAUUUUUUUGGCUCUCGCUCUCAGAUACUUCGCUCUCAAUCAGGCGAAUAUGUUGUUAGGCGUCCUGACAGAUCAUGGAUUGAUCAUUCGUAAACGCUGGUGUUGUGGCAUGCCAUGGAGUUGCCGCCCUGUAUCCCUCCACGCCAGGUGUUGGCAAGUCAAUAGGUAGGUGUGUAUUAUUUGCAUCGACCACGCUACCAGGUGGCCAAUGAAAAGACGUUAGCACCAGCGGGAUAUAUCAAGGUCCCUGGAACUGCCAAAAUUAGAAAAAUGCAUACAUACCACCAUGAAUCUCUGCCCAUAUCCUUUCACAGAGACUCACAUCAAUACCUCCACAUACAUGCCCUCGCCCGAAUCUGGGAAACCACUAAAGCAAAGACAGGAGAAUAGCGAAAAGGGGCACUUCAAGCCCAAACAGGCCAGGAUGUCGUGGUAUGCUGCACAUCCUCCAAAUUCAAAUAUCGUACACCCCCAAGAUCCAGCGCGGUCAUUAUGUCAGAGGCUAGAUUCUACACAGCAGCAGCCGUACAGACGAGUCCAACACCACAGCAGAGUAGGUCGUAACACAUACACUAUCAGCAACGCCAACCACAUGCCCUCGCCCGAACCUAAAGAGCCACUGAUGCAAAGGUAGAUGUGUGCUGGUGUGUGCUUGCGUGCUUGUGGGAAUUGUGGGAAAAUCACAGGAAGUAUAGUGAGCCUGCAGGGCUCACAUUGGGGAGGGGACAGAGAGGUACAGAAGUACAAGAACCAGCUAGACUAUGGGUCUACAAGCCCUCCCUGACUGAUCAUUUUCACUGAUCAUUUGAAUAUACCGAAACUAGAGUAGUUCAGGCGGCUUGACGACUGACCUUUUCGAGAUCUACAAGCCUAAACUGCGCUACUGGCCGCACCGCGACCACGCAUCAAUCGUUCUAUGAUCCUGUCUGUGUCCACCGUCCUGUCGCGGGCAGUCCUCAUGGCCUUUGGGUGGAGAUAGCUGUUGCGUCUAUAGAAGUACGCUCGUCUUCUCUCUGCUGUACUCCUAUCGACCUCGAACCAGUCAACGCCAAUGAUAUGGGGAUGGAGUGUAGGCGCAUCGUAGAACGCGUUUUCGUUUGAAGUUGGCGUCUUGUUUGAGAGUAGAUGUGACAGAUUUGCGUAGAAUGGGGUAAGAUGUUAUCAUGAACGGAGAACAAAGGGCUUUUCCAACACGGAGAUGUAGCAUGAAUGAAAGCAUUUGUUGGAUUUCAGCUUUAUUACAAGAGGACAUCAACGCAGUAGUAUUUUAGCAAGCUUACGAACGCAUGUAGGAUACCAUGAGGAUUGUCAUUGGUUUUAUUUGAAGUUGAAGUGGAGAUAUUUUUAUGAUGUAAAUGACAGUAGAAAUAAGUCCUACAUAUGUUAUUUCACUUCGGAUUGGUUUAAUAUUUAUGUAGAAUAUGAGACAUUAAGUGAAAGUUUUCUGAGGACUUUUGUUUCUUUUUUUUUCUUUUCAUGCCCCACCUUCCUCCUGCGGUGCGUGCUGAAUUUUUUUUUUAUCGCGAGAAGGGUCCAGCCGUCCCUUUCCCUCGUCAACCGUGCUAACGUCGAAGUUUGGUACUCACGAGAGCUUUUUAGCUAUACUUCGCUUUCACUCGCACAUUUCGUAAAUUUUUCACCCCAUGGGGAUUC
Messenger RNA from Ectocarpus sp. CCAP 1310/34, 6558 nucleotides. Lineage: Eukaryota; Phaeophyceae; Ectocarpales; Ectocarpaceae. The record is from the annotation of a GenBank genome assembly.